This is a messenger RNA of Trichomonas vaginalis G3, 2022 nucleotides long. Its product is annotated as Rab6a-GEF complex partner protein 1 family. The record is from RefSeq and is a predicted model, not a curated record. Gene Ontology annotation, molecular function: protein binding. The coding region runs from base 1 to 2022 and encodes 673 amino acids. Lineage: Eukaryota; Parabasalia; Trichomonadida; Trichomonadidae. Gene Ontology annotation, cellular component: cytosol; Golgi membrane; Ric1-Rgp1 guanyl-nucleotide exchange factor complex. The transcript has a single exon. Gene Ontology annotation, biological process: retrograde transport, endosome to Golgi; intracellular protein transport.
AUGUUUGUUUAUGGUUUCCAAAGAGUCAAGCUUGACAGUAAAAAUCCAGCAAUUCUAUGCCGAAGAUCUCUGGAUGACAAAUUUACUGCAUGCUUGACUUCCAAGGAGCUUAGAAUACUAAAUUCUAUAACAUUAUCGGAUAAACCAUUAGCAACUUUCAGGCUUCCCGACGAAAAAUUCAAAGAAUACGGUGAUUUUACAACUUUUGAGUGGACAUCUAAUAGAUCUAUAAUGGCAUUAACAAAGAAUCAUGUAGUUUCCAUUCUUUCAAUUAAUGAAUACGGUACAUUCGUCAAUUCAAGCUUUGUAUCCAUCAAUGGUGAGAUUACAGCAUGCUGUGCGGUCGACGACCAUAUUGCAGUUGCUCUCGCCGGUCCAGUUAUUCAAACAAUUACACUAACCGGUGAUGUUGUAGGCGAGUACAACAUACAAUCAGACGAUGGCGCUGCCAUAAACUGUCUCAAAAUUGUCGACGAAGUUGCUUUAAUGUCAUUUGAGAAUGGUAAAUUUGCUACAGCCCAAAUUCACUUUGGUGGAGUUUUUGAAAGCCGCUCAAUUAAAGUUAAUUAUACGAUGUUUAAUAAUACAAAGGAAUUCAUCGUUUCUCCUGAUUCAAUGGCUCUCUCAAUCCUUCAUAGUAACGGAGUUUUAUCUUUCAUUACAAACUUAACACCUUCGACUCCAGAGAUUAAACUUGUGAAAAACUGUAUACGUAGCGUCUGGAGUUCGAGAGGUUCUUACCUUUUUGCUUUAUCUCAUGAAGGAGAUAUAAUUAUUAUAAAUUAUAAGAAUAGAAGCAAAACGAAGACAAAAUUAGAAUUAGAUUUCGAUCCAAAUUCAUGUACAGCAUUUGAAUUUUCUUGGGAUUAUUCCCAAUUAAUUUUAUCUUUUCCAACCGAGUUAAUUUUUGUUGAUAUUGCAAUGACAGACUUAUAUUCACCAUCACUUGUGUUCCACACCAGCCAAAAGGUCAUUUUUGGUUGCGAAAAGUCUGUUAUCGAAGGUCCCAAAGAAUUACUUUCACGCGGCUUCACAAUCAAGUAUGCCGCCGCAUCACCAGACUACAAUUACAUUGUUAUAGCAGGAAAGCGAGGUUUCGCGUAUUAUUCAGCCGAAAAAGAUAAAUGGGUUUUUAGCGCUGACAGAUUGAAUUCCUGUCAGAGCAUCUGGUUCCAAGAAGGAUAUUUUGUUGCGAUAGCCCAAGAAGAGACAGAUAACUCAUGGAAAUUAUUAUUGUUAUCUCCUGACCUUAUUACGAUAGUUCAUACAGUCAAUCUUGAUUCUCCGGCUGUAUUUGUUAAUCAUGUUGAGUCAAAACUAGUUUUAGGAACCAAAAAGUCGAUAGAAUUAUAUUUUAUUCACAAACAGAAGAUUAAUCUAGUAGAAAAGCACAAUCUCGCAUGUAGACUAUCCAAUGGUGCUCUUUAUGAUUUUUCCAAUGGAAUUUUGACUCUAAUUGAUGGAAAAUUAACAGUUUUAUGUUCAGAUGAGAAAAUUGCUGACAAUGUGAUUACUAUUUUCACAACCCAGCAAUCUCCUAUUAUUUUCAUCCUAACAGAAGAUAAUUCUUAUGUUUAUGUUCACAAACGAUUAAUAACUUUGAAAAAGAAAUUCGUCUGUGAAAUGAUUGUCGGUGUUUGCGCUUUCAGUUUGGCUAGUAGAUACAAAGUAGGCGAACUUAAGCUCAAAAGACAUCCAUUCCUUGCAAAUAUACUCAUGGAAUUCCUUGAUGAGCCUCAAAAACUUUAUUCUAUCUCGAUGACCUUCCUUUCUGAUGCUUUUUCACUUGUUGAGUUCGUAAAAGUGAUACAAGCGUACUUCGAUACAGGAAAGACAGACAAAAUGAAAGCUUUGAUGGCCAGGUUCGACACUUCUAAGUCUCAUUUGCUUUUGGCAGCUUUACUUCUACUUCCUGAGAAAUAUCAGCCCGAAAUAGUUAAAAUGAUGCCAAACUACGACAUGCUGAUAAAGAAAUUCCCUCAGUACGGAGAGCAGUUGAACGAAAUAUAUCAACAAAAAUAA